CAAGAACAUCCUUUCAGCCUUACACGCCACUUUGCCUUCCCAGUCCGUUCACCAUGGACACCACACCCUCCCCAGAACCAGCGCCAUCGAUAUUCCGCUACAUCGUCGGCUUUCUGCUCAUCGGCAUUGCUUGGGGAUUUACCACUCCGUUCAUUCGCGCCGCAGCACGCACUCACUCGCCACCACCACACCCGAUUCUAGACUCAUCAUCUGUCAAAUCCAGCUGGAUCAAGUCGAAAUUCCUAGGAGCCUUCUUCGGCGUCCUGGAUUUGUUGCGGAACCCGAGAUAUGCGAUUCCGCUGGUGAUCAAUCUUACGGGGAGCGUGUGGUUCUUCCUAUUGAUUGGCAAGGCUGAACUUAGUUUGACGGUACCAAUAACCAAUUCGCUGGCCUUCCUGUUCACGGUAUUUGGGGAUUGGUGGGUUGAGAGGAAGGUAAUUAGCAGGGACACUUGGAUUGGGAUGGCUCUUUCACUAUCUGGGAUAGCGCUUUGUGUCCAGAGCAAGAACAAAUGAGUUUGGCAAACCAAUACUUUUUUGUGAAUUUAGACUAUUGGGUAUCGGCUACGUGUGCUUUAGGAAAAGCCAGAAUGAGAUUUGAAUACUGUAGAAAACAAAGCGCCAGGCAAUGCUCUAUGCUGGUAAAUAAGUUUGAGUGCCUAGCCGCCAGCGCCUCGGCUUGGAUGAAUAGAAACGCCUUCCCAAUGCUCGUUGCUGAAA
Messenger RNA from Hyaloscypha bicolor E, 719 nucleotides. RefSeq lists its product as uncharacterized. Lineage: Eukaryota; Fungi; Ascomycota; Leotiomycetes; Helotiales; Hyaloscyphaceae. The transcript is spliced from 3 exons. Bases 54 to 515 code for a protein of 153 amino acids. The record is from RefSeq and is a predicted model, not a curated record.